AGACGGUGUGGCACACUUUCCCGCUUUAGUCCAUAGAACAACACACAAUGGCUACCGGUCCAAGGAAUAGUUGAACCUGCGAAGAACGAAGCAUCCUUUAAUACGAAGAUAAGGCAGUUAGCGAAAACAUUGCAUCGUUAUCCAAACGUUUUCUAUCUCUAAUUCAGAUUCAAGAUACCAGGUUCCAAGAUGAGUUACCAGAAAUUCUAUUCCAACCAGAUCCACUCCAGCUCACUACUGUGUCAGCUCUCACACUUAUGGAAGAGUCAGCUUCUGUGUGAUGCGCUGAUCAGGGCCGGAUCCAUCACCAUCAAGGCCCACAGAUUAGUGUUGAUAGCAGCAUGUCCGAUGCUUCAGUCCAUGGAAAAUGCGUCAGCAGGUUCACAUCUAGAAGUUCGUCUAGCAGCCGACAUCAAACAAGAAUCCGUCAACACAUUCCUACAGUAUUUAUAUGAAGGCUUCAUGAUGUUAACAGAGGAAAAUGUCCGUGAUGUUGAGAAAGUAGCCAGACUUUUACAGGUGGAUGGUGUGAUUAAAUGUUGUGCAGACUUCUACAAAUCGCUUAAAGUCAAAACAGGUGUUACCAUUCAGCCAGGACAUAAUUACAAAUACUCUUUCCAAGAUUUAGUUGAAUUCCGUCAUGUCAGAGCGUCCGAUAUCAUUAAAUCCACUCAAGAUAGAAUCACCAAACGUGCUUCCGAGUUUUCGCGACCAGGUAGUCCAGGAGGCAAGAGACAGAGAAUGUAUAUGCAUCCAGGAAGUCCGUCCGUGGACAGAGCAGAUGACCAUCACAGUAUGUCGGACAGUUACAAAACUAGUCACUUGACCCCUGACCCAUGGGAAAGAGUUCCUAGGCUAGGGUCAGGCAUGGGUCGUCAAGGUGCUGCUGGGAGGAACUCCCAGCCUGGUGUGAUAGAAAUUGUGGAAGACAGUUUGGAAAUUGUACAAACAGAACCGUUAAAUAAAGAUCCAAAUAAGCCGUCAGAUUUGCGGCAGACAGUUCAAAAAAGUGUUGCCAUUUCUAUAGCUAGUCAAAUCACAGACAAUACUGAUCUUCGUGUUAUAAAUAUCACUGGAAGCAACAGAGACGGCAGCAACACCACAUCAACCACAAGUUCAUCUAAGAGUUCAUCCCACGGCCAACAAGAUUCAUUCCCACCAAAGUCCAAUGUGUCUUCAUCUCCAUUAACAUCACUACAGCAGUCAUUUUCAUCAUCUGCCGCCAUGCACAGAAUGCCAGAGAUGUCAUCACAUAUGAUGCCAGGUCCCUCAUUCCGACAAGAAAGGGCUCCAGAACUCUUUCAUAUUCCAAAUUUUGGCAGUUCAGACCUAGAAUUGGUACAAGUCCCAAAGCCUAACAAAAUGCCCGAGUCUUCUGUCAGCACAAGUAGUUCACAACCACAGCGGCAACCGUUCCCAGUGUCCUUGUCACCAGUAGGUGCUUCAUCCAAGCCAUCAUUUGCCAUCGGAAGUGCCAGUCAGUCUCCAAGCAGUCAGCCAAUGGGAUCCCCAAUGGCAGUGCCAACCUCCACACCCAUCCAACCACCACAUGCGGCCCGAUCACAGUCCCAAGGUAGCAGUGCAGGACAAAGUGACAUGGAGAGGGCUUCACCAGUGGUAGAUAGUGGCAAGGAUCCUUCAAGCUUUAAAGAAAAGCAGGAGCCUUCGCCAUCAAGUACUGCUGAAAUGACCCCAGACAUCAGUAUAGUAAAGAUUGAAGGUCAGGACAAGGACGAUACAGGAGGGUUGGACAUGUAUGUUGACAUGCCACCCGACGGAACAAUGACAAUGCAUUCAGGAACUGGCGAGGAAAGCGACAACGAUCACGACGAAGCACUAGAGGAAUGGGCACGCGAGGAAUCUGUAAAUGAAAGCGGAGAUAUGAGUCACAUGGACCCAGGCGGGGCAAAAGGCCCAGCACGGGCUGAUCCGCACCGCGAGUUUGGCGCUCUGGGUAUUGGCGGCGGCGAUCCUUUGGGCAUUGUAUUCACUGGCGGUCUGAUGGCUUCUCAAAUGGGCGACAUUACGUCUGCUCACCACGGAAUGUACCUUCCUGACCAGAAAGACAACCUCCUUAUGUACCACAGGCCUGUGACGGCGAAGGGAUACAAGAAACCAUGUCUGUUCUGUCAAAUCAACAACGUCAAGACCAAGUCGGGAUGGUACACCUACACUUACUAUAAGUGUGAAGCUUGUGAUAUCCCGCUCUGUCAACCUCAGGGCAAACGUGACUGUUUCGUGCGCUACCACGAAUACUUGGCGGCCGGCCAGAGCAAAGCCGAUUCUGAUAUGACUUCCAAGCGUGCGUCUGGAUAUCAGUAGUUUAGAAUGAGCAUUUCAGAUUUGGAUUGGGUGUAUUUUGAAGGAUAUCCUGAUUUUAACGUCUGUAAGAGGAUUUUUUUCCUGAACUGUAAACAUCCUCUGAAUUGCAUUAAUGUAUUUUGUGGUUAGCCAUAAUAUUGGUUACGGUGUUACUACGUACGUUCAAUAUUACAGUAGUAGUAUAACAUGUAUAUUUUAACAGCAAUAAUCCCCAUGCCUAGUCUGAAUAACAGUGUAAUUUGAUAUUUACACUUAUUAUAUUAUACAGGACGGGCAUUUCAUAUCGUCGAUAUUAGUAACCAAUAUGACGUAUUCCGGUCCAAAUAACACUCCAUUACACGUUAUGAAGUAAUUUAUAUAAAAUCUUAUCUUUUUGUGAUGUUGAUAAUACUUUCAUGAGCAUUUCACAGCAGUUCUAUGUUAGAAGUAUUAAUGUAUUCAAUGUUCCGCCUAACUAUAUAUAUAUAUAUGUAUGUGUGUGUGGUUUUCAAUGAGUUUGUCAAGCAGUUACAGGAAGUAUAGAUCUUAUUGUUUUUUUGGGGAGUUUUUUUUAACCAUUUGAAUAAACGUCAGGAGGUUCUCCGAGGUUCAAGUUUUGUUGUCACUGACAUUAGGCAAGAAAGGCACGAGAGUUUUUAUUUUUUUUUUUAAUUUUAUGUGUAUAUGGAAUAUGCAGGUAGUUUUUGGACUAGUGUGUAUGUAUAUAUUAUCGAUUAAGUCAAAAUUGAUUUAAUUUCGUUUAUUUUUGUGGUUGAAGUGAAUAACUUCAAUAAACAAGCGCGAGACAUUCGUUUAUUAUCCAAGAAAUCAGUAUUGGAUGGUCAAGGUUAGUUGAUGACGACUAGGCUUCCCACGUUUCGUAUAUUAGAUGUAGAAUUAAUUUGUAAUAUCAAGGUCGUUAAGUUGAUGUGUCUGUAUAACCUUGAGAUGCUAAUAGUCGGUAUAAUGUAAAGGCUUUUUUCCCCAUUAUUAUCGGUAUCAUUGUUUUGUGGCCAAGAAUAAACAAGCGAAGGUCUGGAUCCACUGUUUUUGGGUCAUCAAUACCUGGUCCUUAGUAUGUAAGUUUGUAUACAUCAUUAAUGAGAAACGGUAUAGCUGUAGGCAGUUACAAUCGUUAUAGACCGAGAGAAUUCUUGUAGUUUAGUUUUGACUAUCAGUUACAAGCGCUUCAUUGGUUGGGAUAGAAAACGAAAACUGAUUAUCAAUUACAAACACUACUGGCAGGGAGAACACCUGCUGCUGAACAACUCUUGACCAUCAGUUACACUUGCUUUAUUAAACCGAGAGAAUACUAGUAGCUGAAUUCAGACCAUCAGUAAGAAACACUUUAUUGGCAAAUUACAAACGCAAUGGACCAAAGAAAUGUGGAAGCAAUGGUAAUAGAUUUGAACAAAACAUUAAAAUCUAAGAAAUCUAGAAAUUAAUUAUCUUUAGUAUGGGUUAAGCGUUUGAGAUUAAAUUUCCUCAAGUGUGGUGCAUCCAUGUAGCGAUUACGGUUCGGUUCCAGGAGAAAAGAGCUAGUCCAAAUGGAAAGAAGUUCAGUAGGUAAAUACUAACCAACUAUUUGGUCAUGAUCAGUUGCUUUUUUUCGGGCAUUAAAAUGUAUGAUUAUUUUUGUUUGAUGCUUACCAAAUAUUCAUUGCUACCUGCCCUUAUUUUUAUUUGUCAUGCUUUCCACUUGGUUGGUUGCAAUUUGACUUAUUUUGAUUAAUGCAAUUACUCCGUCUUAAAGAACAACCGCAUGUCAGCUGUUGUAGUUGUCAUGGACGUUUAUGAUAAGAAGUAUACUUUGUGCAUUACUUAAUAUGGUGUUCCGGAAGAUAUUGCCGUUUAGAUAGUGUUUCGGAAGAUAUUGCCGUUUACACCCAAACAUUUGUAUAUAUUUCUUAAUUUUUUUAGUUGUGUAAUGUAUGUAGACACAUAUUUCGUCAUGAUGAUUCUGUUUGUUUUCGUUAUAGACACAUUUCACGAUAGUAAUAAUAAUGAGCAUUAUCUGUGUUUAAAUAUAACCAUGCGUUUCUGUCAAAACCAGGGAUGUUCUGUCCAAGUUUUGGAAGCAUCACUGAUGAGUUUAUCAGAGUUAAAACCUGUACUUACAUUGAAAUAAUGGACAUCACUAAUAUGAUAUCGUAUUCAAAAUGGUAUAUACGUUGGUAACUUAUUUAACACAUUACAUUUUACUAAUGGUUAAACAUACCGGUAAUAUCAACGCUAUAUAUUAAGAAACAUUAGAGUCCUUAUAAUAAGCAAACUUUGGUUAAAGAAUAUCUUAAUUGAAGUACGCCCGGAAGUUGCUUUAUUACGGUGCCAUCUGGUGUGAAAUCCCUAUCCUGCUGAUAGAAAAAAAUAAGUCAGAAUAUUUUCCGUUAUUCCUAAUGGUAUUUUAAGUGAAAUUUAUGAUAUCUGACGCAUUUGAUCUGAAAACUCUGAAAGUCUUCUUUCGAGAAGCAUGAAAGUAAAGUAUUCUUAUUGCCACAGUUUCCGUAGUUCUAUGCAAAUGGAAGUAUAUACAUCACGGUAACAAUUAAAAGUAGACAGAGAUCGGCAUCAAACUGAUUAUAAUGAUGUAAACCUGUUUAUAUAUGUACAAAUGUUGAAUGUGUUGUGAUCCAAUAAAAAGUAGUAGUAGA
Messenger RNA from Pecten maximus, 4952 nucleotides. Its product is annotated as zinc finger and BTB domain-containing protein 17-like. NCBI's taxonomy places the organism in Eukaryota, Metazoa, Mollusca, Bivalvia, Pectinida, Pectinidae. The coding region runs from base 190 to 2322 and encodes 710 amino acids. Gene Ontology annotation, molecular function: protein binding; DNA-binding transcription factor activity, RNA polymerase II-specific; RNA polymerase II cis-regulatory region sequence-specific DNA binding. Gene Ontology annotation, cellular component: nucleus. The transcript is spliced from 5 exons. Gene Ontology annotation, biological process: regulation of transcription by RNA polymerase II. The record is from RefSeq and is a predicted model, not a curated record.